AUGCGCACGGUGACAAACUACUUCAUCGUGAAUCUGUCCUUUGCUGAUAUCUUGGUGACCAUCAUCUGUCUGCCUGCCAGCCUCGUGGUGGACAUCACAGAGACAUGGUUCUUUGGGAAGACGCUCUGCAAAAUCGUGCCUUAUCUCCAGACCAUUUCGGUGUCGGUGUCGGUGCUGACCUUGAGCAGCAUCGCCCAUGACCGUUGGUACGUCAUUUGCCACCCUCUGAUGUUCAAGAGCACGGCGCAGAGAGCUCGGAAGAACAUCGUGCUGAUCUGGCUGGUGUCCUGCGUCAUCAUGAUUCCUCAAGCCAUAGUGAUGGAGUGCAGCAGCCUGGUGCCCGAGCUCACCAACAAGACCAGUCUGUUCACUGUGUGUGACGAGCACUGGGGAGCGGAUAUCUACCCAAAAGUCUACCACACCUGCUUCUUCAUUGUGACGUACUUUGCACCACUGUGUCUGAUGGUGCUGGCUUAUAUUCAGAUCUGUCACAAACUCUGGUGCCAACAGAUUCCCGGGACCACGUCGGUGCUGCACAGGAAGUUCAAAACAUUCCAGUGCUCUUCUCCGAGCGCAGCAUCUGGCGAGAGCGCACGAGUGCGAAGCAGCACCGUGUGCGCCGAGAUCAAGCAGGUGCGCGCCAGGCGCAAGACCGCCCGCAUGCUCAUGGUGGUGCUGUUUGUGUUUGCCCUGUGCUACCUGCCCAUCAGCCUGCUCAACAUCAUGAAGAGGGUUUUUGGUACAUUUAAGAACUCUAACGACCGGGAGACGGUGUAUGCCUGGUUCACCUUCUCUCACUGGCUCAUUUAUGCCAACAGCGCCGCAAAUCCCAUCAUCUACAAUUUCCUCAGUGGAAAAUUCCGUGAAGAGUUCAAAGCAGCUUUUACUUGCCACUGGUGUGGACAAGGCCAAACUCAGGCACAGAAUAUUCGGACAAGAACCAGCACAGACAGCAGAAAGUCCCUGUCCACACAAGUCCACAACAUGGACAGUGUGUCACGCAUUUCUGACCACAUAGUCUAG
Molecule: messenger RNA, 1023 nt
Organism: Knipowitschia caucasica
Lineage: Eukaryota; Metazoa; Chordata; Actinopteri; Gobiiformes; Gobiidae
Source: the annotation of a GenBank genome assembly